This is a messenger RNA of Branchiostoma floridae (Florida lancelet), 6163 nucleotides long. RefSeq names its product UHRF1-binding protein 1-like. The record is from RefSeq and is a predicted model, not a curated record. NCBI's taxonomy places the organism in Eukaryota, Metazoa, Chordata, Leptocardii, Amphioxiformes, Branchiostomatidae.
UACCGCCCCUCCCGCGGUGCAUGCCGGUCCGGUCAGAAUGCCCAAGAUGGCGGCGGUGACACGAGAUUUCAUCACAUAGCGGCACAGUUUGGCUUCCCUUCGCACGCCGACACACGACCAUGGAGUCUUACAUCAAGAAGAAGAUAUUAAAGCACCUUUCCAAGUUUACUAAAGGCUUGUCUGUGGAUAAGAUCUCCCUGAGCACACUAAAAGGAGAGGGGGAGCUGGCCAACCUGGAGCUAGAUGAGAUCGUGCUUCAGGACGUGCUGGAUCUGCCGACUUGGGUCACCAUCAAGAAAGCCACGUGUAACAAGGUCGCCAUCAAGAUCCAGUGGACAAAACUGAAGACCCACCCAAUAUGCCUGUACAUGGACCAGAUCGACAUUGAGAUGGAAACAUGUGAUGAACCCAGGGCACCCAACAACCCCUCACCUUUCAUGAGCCAGGGAGGUGACACGAAGUACGGUUUUGCAGAGAAGGUGGUGGAUGGGAUGUCUCUGACGAUCAACUCCGUCACCAUCCGCUUCAUCUCUCACGCCUUCCACGCAUCCUUCCAGCUGUCGAGAAUACGAGCCCGCAGUACCACUCCUCAGUGGCAGGUGGCCGACCUUCGUAUGACCCGGAUCAAGGACACGGAGAGGGGGAUGGUGCUCACUUUCAAGGAGAUUGACUGGCAGACCCUGCGGAUCGAGGCUGACGCUGUGAAGACGGAGAAGACAAACUACGUCUCCACUCCUGUCCGCCUCAUCACCAACCAGUCCCGCAUCAGGAUCGUCAUCAAGAAACAGCUGCAUGACUGCAGUGUUGUGUCCUCCAAGCUGCACCUGAUCCUGGACGACCUGUUGUGGGUUCUGACGGACAGCCAGCUGAAGGCCAUGGCCUCCUACAUGCAGUCUCUCAGCAAGCUCAUCAGGAAGUCAACGGAACAGAACAAGAGAGAUGCCUCAUCCCAGCCUUCACCACCCUCUCCGCAGCACCAUGCGUCCCAGCGCCCCCAGGCAGCCGCGGGGGGUACUGCACCCCGGAACCCCCAGCUGGAGGCCGUCAGCAAGUUCUUCAGCAAAUACGACAUGGUGGAGACGUCGUACCACAUCUUCACGCGCCGACUAGACCUGCACCUGUGUGACGACACCAACCCCAUGGAGCAAGGAAAAAGGGACCGGUUGCACUGGUGGCAAGUCUACAGUCCGUCCGAGCAAGAAAAGUUUAACAGAAGAACGGACGGCGGGGCCAUGCAGAUCACCCUCCACAGGCUGAUGCUGGAUUACUACCCAUACCAUUUUGUCGGCAUGAAUAAGAAGCACUGGUUCCGCCACAAUGAGUGCAUGGACGCGCGGGACCAAUGGGCGGAGCUGCUGCUCGCAGAGUUCAAGCACCAACUCAAGGAGUGGAAAAAAGCCACUGCAGAUGCUGCUGAGGGUCAGGAGUCAAAGGACGGAGGUCAGGAGGAGGUCAGAGGUCAGCAGCCUGGGGCGAGGGGUCACAAGCCUCGUCCUAAGCUGAUGAGUAGUGGGAUCGUCUUUAGACUGGAGGACUUUGAACUGUACCAAGUGAGCACCUCUGACACCAGACACUCCACCCCCAAGAAGUUUUUCUCGUCAGACAAGAAGGCUCUGUACCUGCCACAAGAGAUGUCAGCUGUACACCUGGAGUACACGGAGUACUACUUUCCUGAGGGAGUCGAUCAUCCAGUUCCGUCCCCGAACAUCUACGGCCAGGUCAACGCUAUCCAGCUCACCCUGGACUACAUGACUGUCCUGUGGGCCAACCAGUUCCUGCUCAACGUGGCACAGAGCAUGGCUGCUGCACCGAUGGACCGUCAGGAGUCUGUGGAAGAGCCGGCCUCAGCCUCCCUACAUGUGGACAUCAGGCUGGAGAUACUCAUGCCAAAGAUCUCCCUGCCUGCGGAGAAGCCCGUCCCAGACCAGCCUGACCGCCCCCAGUCGCUGGUGGUGCAGAGUUCGCGCACCGUGCUGAUGUUUGUUUGUUUGUUUGUUUGUUUAUUUAGAUCUCCUUGCCUGGAGAAGCCCGUCCCAGACCAGCCUGACCGUCCCCAGUCCCUGGUAGUUCAAAGUUCGCGUACCGUGCUGACCAACUCGCGGGUCGGAACCAACUGCACGCGGGAGGACCUGAAGGCCGUGCUGGAAAACUUCUCGGCUUCCGUGCUGUUCAGGGACGAGGAGAGGUUUCCUAAUAAGGACGGAGACUUCCAACAGGUGUGCAAUGAAUUCUGGGACGAGGCAAUGCAUGAUGGGAUAUCGUUCGACACCUCCGCUGCGCGGCCGCCGCCCAUCGGGAGCACGAACUCUCAGGCCAACGUCCUGCGGGGUGAAAGGUCAAAGGACGUGUGGCUGAUGUACUUUGAGCAGUUUUGGGUUGACUUUGGAGACGUUGCGAGCGCCAAGGGUCGACCUCUGCCCUUUAUCGACGCUGUUCCGCUGCACUUGUGGAUUUGUAAACCGCUUCAAGGUCAUAGCGAUCCGUCACAAACGGAAGAGAAAGGGGACACUAUCGGAGCGGUUUCAUCUGCCCCAUCUCAGGUCAGGGGUCAUAGAACCCCCCAAUCACAGCGCAGGAGACAUCAGUCAGGAGAAACCGACCAAUCACAGCACAGGAGACAUCAGCAUGCAGAGGCUGACCAAUCAAAGCACAGGAGGCAUCAGCAUGGUGAAGCCGACCAAUCGCAGCACAGGAGACAUCAACAUAAGGAAGCUGACCAAUCACAGCAUAGGAGACAUCGGGCCGACCAGAGGCCCUUAUCUAGCAGCCAAUCAGGGAUAAAGUCCUAUCAGAGCGACCAAUCAAUGAAAAGGCCACAUCAUAGCAACCAAUCAGGAUCAUCAAAGUCAUACCAGAGGACUCAGUCCGAGCCCAGAGGUCACUCGCUGCGGCACGACGAGCGUGGCUCUCAUCGCAACAUGCAAAAGAGCAGCAGCCAUUUUACCGAACACAGUACUAAAGACCGCCACAAAAGGGAGGCUGUGCACAAACACGAACAGGGUAGUAGCGAUAGACACCUCCAACACUCGAGACACGAAAAACACGAGGAGGAAGCUCGUGACGAGAAGCGCAAGAGACUGAUGGAAUACUACCGCGGGUCGAACGGCGGCCGCAAGGAGAAGUCUCCUGGGUCGGAGGAGGACGAACUUGUGCGAGAGAUGUUCAGCAACCAGCCUCCGUCAAAGAGACUCAGUUCCACCUUCAAGACCAAGUCGCUCUCGGACAGCGACUCGAGCCCUGACCAGGAGAACGUGUUCAUGAACGGGCCGGUUGGACAGAAGGGGGGAGCCGACGCGGCGGCGGCAGUGCAACAGGCGGCGGUGGUGGGGGGGGUAUUUUCAGUGGCCGAGAUUCCGGCCUUCCGCGAGAGGGACAGGCCGCUGGAAAGGCCUCCGGUUACGCAUCAUCGCGUGAUCCCUGAGGAAAGGCCCUUUCAACAGGAGUGGGAGACGACGAGACAGUCGCGGCCGAUGCUCUCGCGGGAACGCUCCCUGUCGAGUCCCGAGCUGGACAAGGCCUCGGCUUUCGAGCGGAUGCUUCGCGGUAAGUCGAUAAGCGUGGACGAAGUCUUGUCCUCGGACGACCCGAUGGACUUUGACCCGGGUGCGGAGUUCGGCCGAACGGAGGCUGACUCGCACAUGUUGCUGCACACGCCAUCGAAGGUCUGUGGAGUGGUGACCCACGACCAGUACCUGUUCCUGCUGCGGCUGCAGGAGUCCAUUGCACAGCUGCAGGACUGCAUGGAGGAGGAUGCAGUCGCCAUUAGGGGGCGGCCGUCCGAUGUUUCCAGCUCCUGCAUCGCUGGAUGCUGUCGCCAGGUGGAGCUGUCACUCAUUCUCCCUGCCCCUCCGGAGGGGACGAGGGGUGCGGGCAGCGUGGCCGGGAGCGCGCAGGAUGUCACGGGGUCACAGCGGAGAAGUUCGCUACAAACGGACACGCUCAUGGUGCCGGGGUCAACGACCCCGCGUACAACGUCGCCAUCGCCGGUGGACAGCGGUAUCGCGGAGAGCACGGCGGGAAACAAUCACGUGGCGAAGUCGCAGAGCGACACGGCGCUCAUGAGCCUUUCGUCUGACGAGGAAAAUAACGGGGGGGAAAACUCCAGGAAGAAAAGGAACCUUUCCUCCGGGGAGAGGCCUAAAAGUUUCGCGGGGGACGACGUGACGACGUUACGCAAGUCGCCGUCGAGAGACGGCGCUGACAGCGGCAGGGGGAGCGGGAACGUAGCGGAUUCAGCCAAUGAGAGACAAGAAAGCAUAAAAAUGGAUCAACCACAGCAGGACAGGGGAGCAGUGAGUGCAAUGCCAACCAAGCAGGUGCCAAAACUGACCGUUUCUGACGGAACCAAGGAAGUGGCGAAGGACAGCCCUCUCUUCGAGAAGAAGUUCGGCAAGUUCAGCGACUUCUCUGCGGCUAACAUCGCCGCCCAGCUUCGCAUCGGCCUCCUGUCGCAGUCUCAGCUCUCGCUCGACGAGAUGUCCCUCGACAACUUCUCGCUGGACAACAUGUCCUUGGACAGCUCGGAUAGUGGAGACCCGUAUGUCCUGGCAGGGACUGAAAUGUCCACGCUGUCGGUCGACACCCUCUCCAUCUCCUCCCAGCGGGACCCGUACGUCCUGGCAGGGACGGAAAUGUCCACACUGUCGGUCGACACCCUCUCCAUCUCCUCCCAGCGGGACCCGUACGUCCUGGCAGGGACCGAAAUGUUCACACUGUCGGUCGACACCCUCUCCAUCUCUUCCCAGCACGGACAGUGGGGACGCAUAUAUCCUGUCAGAGACAGAUGUGUCCACACUGUCGGUGGAUACCAUCUCCUUGUCUGUGAGGGGAGCAGGAGCGCCCCCGUCAGCCACCAGUCGUCGUUCGAGCGCGGUGGCGAUGCAGAACCGACCAGACAAGCUUCGCUGGAGGACGGCAGGGACGGACGGCCUACUGCCCUGUCAGGUGAGGGAGAGGGUGGGACCAGACCUAAGAAGGUGACGCUUGAGUACUGCGACAGCGAGAGUUCCACAGAGGAGGUCUCACAGAGCGCAGGAGGCAGUUCUGCAACCUUAGAGGACGCCAAGAACAGAAAAACUGCCACCGUGCUGGUACUGCACCUGUCUGAUAUAGGGCUGGAGUUGUCCAACCACCAGCGAGACAACUUCACCAAACUGCAGGGGCAGGAAAUAACCUUCGAGGAGAGGAGAGAGGUCGACGUGCAGGAAUUCCUCGCAAAAAUCAGCCAGAGAAAGAGGCAUCGACGUCACAUCAAAUUCAGGACGAUGUUUCCGACAGAGGACAGCCCUUCCCGGAGGAGAAGGGGAAAGAAAGACGUGCCCCUGCCCCCUCCGACGGACGCCUUUCCGCAUGUGUCUGCUCGCCUGGAGAGCGGGCCGCACGCAGCGCGGUAUUCUCCCAACGCCCCCAAGCUGGGUCACCUGGAACUGCAGCUGCAGGGCGCGGCCGGGGUCGUUACCAUGUCAACGCUGACAGGGGUUGCGAGCCUGAUCGAGGAUGAGAUUCUCACCACCCCCAUGCCGAUGAGAGUGGAUUUCGUCGAUUCGCAGUUAAGCCUUGUGAUCAAGCUUUUCCUACCUUUGGACGACGGCCCUCCCCUUAACCCUGGUUCUCCCGGGACUGUCCCUCUGGACAUCCACGUGGACCGCGCCACUGUGGUACGGAGGGAGGACGGAAUAUUCCAUCUCACCUGUUUGGCGCCCUCCCCACGGCCGGAUGUUAGUUUAUCUGUGAGACCGACAGAGUACACACAGGCUGGUGCAGGCAGAUCAGGGCUACAGGCAGGAGGGUCAGGGGUCACACAGAUAUCAGCGCUCAAGGAGGAAAACGAGCAACUCCAGAGGGAGUUGGCGCGGCUGAGGGAACAGCAGAAGGCCAGCAUGACGUCACAGCUGCUGUCGGAGAACCUGUGCCUCCAGGGGGAGAAGCAGCAGCUGAGGGAAGAGCUGCUGGAUACCCAGCAUGCCCUGCAGGAGGCGGAACAGGAGCGGGCGACCUUGCUGCGGACGCUCGAGCACGUGCAGAAGGAAAUGCUGGAGUCGGACCGCGAGAAGAACUUCCUCAGAGAUCAGCUCGAGAGGAGAAGUCCAAGGAAGUGACGUGUGCCCCCUCCCCACCCCACAGCGCCCCCCUCCCCACCCCACAGCGCCCCCCUCCCACACCA